Messenger RNA from Lytechinus variegatus (green sea urchin), 2643 nucleotides. RefSeq lists its product as uncharacterized. NCBI's taxonomy places the organism in Eukaryota, Metazoa, Echinodermata, Echinoidea, Temnopleuroida, Toxopneustidae. The coding region runs from base 332 to 2050 and encodes 572 amino acids. The transcript has 2 exons. The record is from RefSeq and is a predicted model, not a curated record.
GUAAUGACACUGUUCAGAGGGCAUACCACAGGGGGUAUUGGGAUGAGCCUAGCCAACAAUAAAACCAUAAACGGAUCGAAUACUUAAGUACAUUGUAGAACUUACUAAAGCCUUCAGUACGAGUGCAUGCUCUCGAGUCUGAACUUCGAAGUACGGCAUCAUUAACAAGAGUUACGAAGCAUAAUACCAAAAUUCAAUCGAGUUAUGUUUUUUUCCCAAGCAAAGCUCGCGAAGGAAUAAUAUUAUAAGGAACGUGGACUUCGACAUAAUAAAAAUAUGAUCAUGAUCACGAGGAACUGAUCAGAGGUGAAAGAUACAUGUAGCCGAGACUAUGGCUCAGAAGGUAGCUAGACGUAGCGGCCGCUUGGAGUCGAGGGGUGGCCGGAACGGGGAGAUAGGCAUCUCACUGGGAAACCCGGGUGAGGAACGGCGAUUGGCUGCUACCCUCAGGAAGAUCGACCGGGAGAAGAGGAAACGGGAAACGGCGAUGUCGUGGAACCAGCGAAAUUUCUUCAUGAAGCAGGUGUUUGACCAGGACAAUGAUCUUCGUUUUGUAAAAGCUGCACAGAGACCUAAGUAUCUCAAUUGCAUCCCUCCUCCUCCUCGGGAUGGGGACAACAGUUGGCUAAAAGAGGAAUACGUAUUUUCAUUUAAACCAAAGUCGAGUACGAGCCCAGAGAGCAAGGACUUCAAACAAGGGACUUCUGACGAAAAGUCUCUUGAUGAAUCGCUAAAGACAAUGGGGCUCGAAGACGAACCCUCAUCAGCAGAUCAAGUUCCACAGGGGGACGAAUCUAAAACGGAUGUACAGGAAACAACGAUGACAGCAUCUAAAGAAAGCGAGCAAGCUGAGCGUGAUAGAAAGGAGGAAGAAAAGCGAGACCUGGCAAGCAGGGGAGUCUUUGGAUCCAGGAGAGAAAAGGUUAAGAUGCCACCAUUAAUGUCAGGUGCUUGGAAACAGAAACUAGAAUCUGAGAUGAAAGUUGAAGAAGUGGUGGAAGAAGACAAGGGAGAGGAGAGCAAGGCAACCAGUAAUCUUGAACCGGAAGUACAGAAGAGUGAUGUCGAAGAUGCUGAUCCCUUGAAUAAUGCGAAACCGAACGCUGGAGGUUCUGCUGAAACGGUAAAACCGAAAACAAGGUUUCCUGUUCUAAAAGUAAGAGCACUUGGCCUUUUUGCUAUGUCGUUCAAAAAAACUCCCGCGGUUCAAUCUCUUGCUUCGCAACUUCCAGUGGAGUCUCCGUCAACAAGUGACUUGAAACUAUCUCCGAUCUCAAGUCCUGAGAGAGAUGCCUCAGUCUUAACCGCAUCUUUGCCGCCCCAAGCUGCACCUAACGUGAAAGUGAAAGGAAAGUCGCCUCCACCGACAGUACCAGCUUUGUCGGAAAUGCACCGCCCAGCAAGUGUUAGCCUUCCAAACUCACCCGUCACUGACAGAAAGCCGCAGUUAAUUCGGCAGCAGAGUGACCACUCAGUUCUGGUGUCAGCACCUACACGGGAUAAAUUGAUAACAGCAAUUCAGGCAAGCGAGAAAGGUCACAGCCGGUCAAGGCGCGGUUCACGCCGCGACAGUACCGCUAAUCCAAAUCAAGAACGUUCAAAACGUCAUCGACAUGAAAAUGGCAUUAAACCCGUUAAAUCCGCCAGUUCAACCUUGCCAAAGAAAACGCGCGAAAGUACAGCGAAGACCCAUUCAUCUUCCUCUCUACCGAAAACGGACAAUCAGGACAGUAGUCACAUCUGGGGUGGGAGCGGCGAAAACGAAACCCAGGAAAAGGACAACAAAGACAAUGCCCGAAAGAAUUGUGACGUCAACGAUGAGGAGGAGGUUGACUAUCACGUGAUUCGCCGUAUUGUUAGGACGCUUCCGGCGCACCUGAUGCUGAAAACGUCAAAGAGGGAAGUUGAAGCUGGCGGCGACGUUGCUCUGUUGCGUCAAAAAAUGAAGGAUCUCGCUCGAGCGGAGGCAACAAAGAGAGCUUCACUGGAUCCUCGAUUCAAGCAGCUUGAAAAGUCGCUCAUUAAUAGUCCCAAUGAUAAUAUGAAGUAACUGAUGAUGCUACUGGUUACGAACAUGGGUGUUUUCAAGGGGCAUGUUCUCCCUAUUUUGCUUUAAAAAACCCCGGGGAAGUUACUUCCCAUGUACGAAAACAACACGAUGCCCAAGAAUAUUACAAUUGCGAAUAAUUGAACUCAUCUUGCAUUUUUUAUUAGGUUUUCUUUUUAUUAACCCUCUCGAUAUCUCAUAUUUUGUCAUACAAUCAUGUUUGAUUUAUGAUCUUCUCAUAUUGACCAUUUAACCAAAACCGCCAAUCCCUCCCUGUUACAAAGCAUAUCAAUACAGAAUAAUUUUCCAUGUUAUUCAAGGAAGAUAAUCGUAAUUUUCGUGAAUUUUAAGUUCUUCUCAAGACAUUCUCUUCAAAUCCUUAUUCAUAUUCACUAGUUUACGAUAUCCUGAAUCUAGUCCAUGUAUUAUGUUUGAUGUGCAUUACCUAUACCUUACUUGCCAAAGAUCACGAAGAUUUUGUGUAUUUAGAAAAAAAUCACCUUGUUACGUGUAUAUCCAUGGAGGUAGUCCAUGGUAUAACCUUGUGCAUAAUGAGUCACACUAAAUUGUGAUUAAAUGAUAUCUAAAUAUAUUUA